Molecule: messenger RNA, 1012 nt
Organism: Eupeodes corollae
Lineage: Eukaryota; Metazoa; Arthropoda; Insecta; Diptera; Syrphidae
Product: cuticle protein 63
Exons: 2
Coding region: 143-757 (204 amino acids)
Source: RefSeq, a predicted model, not a curated record
UCAGAGUUAACGCCGCCGCUGGUACUCAUGACGAAGAAUUCGCAAGUUGUAUAAAUACGUGCAUCGGUUACCGAAUCGGAAUCAUUCCAACUUCAACUCUAGAUCUCUAACUAGUAACAGUUAACCAAUAAUUCUUAGCAACAUGUUCAAAUUGUUCGUUGUAUUGUCCGCUCUUGUCGCCGUUGCCUCAGCUGGAUUCCUUGGAGGCGGAUACGGUCUUGGAGGCGGCUACGGUGGUGGCUAUGGACAUGGACUUGGAGGUGGUAUUGGCAUCAGUUAUGCUGCUGCCGCCCCUGCUGUGGCCUACCACGCCGCUCCAGCAGUAGCAGUUGCUGCCCCAGUUGUCAAGGCUAUUGCAGCCCCAGCCGUUGCUACUUCAUACGCCAACACCUACAAGGUCUCCCUAUCAGCUGCUCCAGUCGCAGUUAAGGCCAUCGCUGCUGCUCCAGCCAUCUCAUACGCUGCUCCAGCUGUAUCUUACGCCGCUGCCCCAGCUGUAUCCUACGCCGCUGCCCCAGCUGUAUCCUACGCCGCUGCUCCAUCCGUCUCAUACGCCGCUCCAGCUGUCUCAUACGCUGCUCCAGCUGUCUCCUACGCUGCUCCAGCUGUCUCCUACGCAGCCCCAGCCAUCUCUUAUUCCGCAGCUCCAGCCAUCAGUGUAGGAUACGGUGGUGGUUACGGAUACGGUGGUGGUUACGGACACGGUUUGGGAGGACUCUCCGCCAUCUCUUUGGGACACUCAUACGGACACCAUUAAGUGCACUACUCCUGCUAAAUCCAAAAAACAAAAUACUCAGUUACCAGAAACAAGAAAAAAGAGACAAAAAGCAAAAAAAAAAGGACAAAAACAGCGAAAUCCCAAAAUUCAGUGAACUGUGCAAUGAGGGUUGUGUAACUUUCCACUGUAACUUUUGUUUUUUCUUAAAUUAUGUUGUUUUGUAAAUAAUAUUUAAUGUGUUUUUUUUUUAAUAAUAAUUAUUUAAUUUGCUUGUUUUGUUUUGCAAUUAAUUAA